Messenger RNA from Cantharellus anzutake, 1332 nucleotides. Its product is annotated as Alpha/Beta hydrolase protein. The record is from RefSeq and is a predicted model, not a curated record. Lineage: Eukaryota; Fungi; Basidiomycota; Agaricomycetes; Cantharellales; Hydnaceae. The transcript has 7 exons. Gene Ontology annotation, molecular function: glycerophospholipase activity. Gene Ontology annotation, biological process: multivesicular body membrane disassembly; piecemeal microautophagy of the nucleus; macroautophagy. Bases 247 to 1056 code for a protein of 269 amino acids.
UGCGUUAGCUCCCGACGGGAAGACUAUUCUCUUUCAAGACGUUCCUUCCAACGCUUCACUGCAGCCGAAGUUAUCAUGGUCUUUGAAGACCAAACCCACCCGAAGAUAUCGCCCUAGGAUACAAUAUAGGCCUGCUGAGACGCUGAAAACGUCUGCGGUCCGUGUGAGCUUACCGAUAGAUUGGGAUGAAGACGAGAUUUCAGGACCUGAUACUUCGAACAACGAAACUCUUUCCUUGCUGGCAAAAUGACUUGGGAUGCGUAUCUAUCUCCUAAAGAUACUACCUGGUACGAUCUUGGCAAUGGUUGGAAUGUGAGCUAUCCAGUUGGCUGGGAACCAGGCUCUGAUGGUUUCCGAGGCCAUGUCUUUGCUACUCCCGACAACUCAACGAUAGUACUGGGCAUUAAAGGCACAUCAGCUGGAUUUAUGGGAGGUGGUGGACCGACUGCGCGCAAGGACAAGCUGAACGAUAACCUCCUGUGGUCAUGCUCUCUAGCGGAGGAUUCGUUGUUUUAUUCCGUUGGAACGAAUCUUUAUAAUAACUUGACAUACAUGUAUCCACACUCGAAUAUUUGGAUCACGGGGCACAGUCUCGGAGGCGGGUUGGCUUCCUUAUUGGGCAUUACUUUUGGCGUUCCAGCUGUAGCUUUUGAGUCCCCAGGCGAUAAAGCUGCAGCUGAGCACCUCCACCUACCAAUGCCGCCAUCAACACACCAUGUCACCCACGUUUAUCACAACGCCGAUCCAGUUCCUCUGGGAGCCUGUACUGGCCCGCUUUCAUCAUGUUACCUUGCUGGAUUUGCCCUCGAGACACAUUGUCAUCUUGGGAGGAGCAUCGUCUACGACACGGUAGGCAAACUGGGUUGGUCGGUGAACAUCCAGAACCACCAAUUGUCUGUGAUCAUUAAUGAUGUCUUAACCCUUCCUUGGGAUGUACCAAACGCUAUCCCUGAAGAUGACUGUGUGGAAUGCCACUCUUGGGAAUUCGGUGACUAUAACAAGACAAUGGUGGAUAAUCGACCACUGGCAUGGGAAUCAUCUCUGGACCAUAGAUAAGGAAUCAGGAUGUGCAAUCCCACCAACAUGAUAUUUAUAUCUCUGUCGGUGCAAUUGGUUAACACGCAAACGGCCUAUUGGACUGAGGAUGACCAACCCCUGGAUAUGACACACGGUUGUUGAUCGAUUGACUGGACAGAUGGGUUUGGAGUUCUGCCACUAGACGAAGCCAAGCUUUUCUUUUUCACUGCGACGUUUCAGCAGAAAAACACUGUGUUCCUCAGCAUCUCGAAUCAAGUCAUUCCAAAUUACGAAUAGUUCAGAUAGUGCGUUCAC